AUGCGCCCUCUCUUCGGCCGGAGAGGAGUCGGCUGGGAAAUGGCGGCCGCGGGGAUAGUGGCUGUUACUGCGGCUGCGGAGAACUCGGGGCUAGCAGCGUCGAGCAGCAGUUUCUGCGGGGUAAACUGCGGCCCAAGUCCCGGGACGGGCCUGGGUCCGGCCUCGUGGAGCCGUUCCCUCGACCGGGCCUUAGAGGAGGCGGCAGUAACGGGGACGCUGAGCCUGAGCGGCCGGAAACUGAGGGAGUUUCCCCGGGGAGCGGCCAACCACGACCUGACGGACACCACCCGGGCCGAUCUAUCAAGGAAUCGCCUCUCAGAAAUUCCUGCAGAAGCAUGCCACUUUGUUUCCCUUGAGAGUCUCAACUUGUAUCAAAACUGUAUUCGGUAUAUCCCAGAGGCAAUUCUGAAUCUACAGGCAUUAACAUUUCUAAAUAUCAGUCGGAACCAGCUUUCAACAUUGCCAGUACAUAUGUGUAAUCUCCCACUGAAAGUCUUGAUUGCCAGUAACAAUAAAUUGGUCUCUCUUCCUGAAGAAAUUGGACAUCUCAGAAACUUGACAGAGCUUGAUGUGAGCUGUAAUGAAAUUCAGACACUACCUCCCCAAGUUGGCAAUCUGGAGUCUUUGCGAGACCUUAACAUCAGAAGAAAUCACUUAGUGCGUUUACCUGAAGAGCUCGCCGAUUUGCCUUUAAUACGGUUAGACUUCUCCUGCAAUAAGAUUACAUCCAUCCCUGUUUGUUACCGGAACCUCAGGCACCUACAGAUGAUCACCCUAGAUAACAACCCCCUCCAGUCUCCUCCUGCACAGAUAUGUAUAAAAGGCAAAAUCCAUAUAUUUAAAUACUUGAACAUACAAGCAUGUAAGAUUGCUCCAGACCUGCCAGAUUAUGAUAGGAGGCCUAUGGGAUUUGGCUCCUGCCCUGAAGAAUUGUACUCAAGUCGUCCAUAUGGAGCCCUUGAUUCUGGUUUUAAUAGUGUGGACAGUGGUGAUAAGAGGUGGUCAGGGAAUGAACCUACAGAUGAAUUUUCAGAUUUACCUUUGCGAGUAGCAGAGAUCACUAAAGAACAGAGACUGCGAAGAGAAAGCCAAUACCAAGAAAACCGAGGCAGCACAGUGGUAACAAAUGGUGGAGUGGAACAUGAACUGGAUCAGAUUGACUAUAUCGACAGCUGUGCUACAGAAGAAGAGGAGGAAGAGAUGAGGCAACCCAAGUGCCUGGAUUCAGACAGCCUCAGCUCACAAUUCACAUCAUAUAUUGAACAGCGGCGAAUUUCUCAUGAGAAUUCACCAGUAAAGCCAGUACCCAUUAGAGAUUUUCAAAGAACAGAAGACACCAGGAGAUACUCUCAUCAAAACAGGAUUCCAGUUGAAGCAUCUUAUCUUCUAACACUGUCACAGAGUCACAGUCAGCUUUCACAGACAGACACAGAAUUUCACCGGAGACGAGAGCAGUUAGUAGAGCGUACACGGAAAGAAGCACAACUUGCUGCCCUGCAGUAUGAAGAGGAGAAAAUAAGGACCAAACAAAUACAAAGAGAUGCUGUUUUGGACUUUGUCAAGCAAAAAGCAUCACAGAGCCCACAGAAACAAAGCCUUCCUGAGAGUGAGUGUCCCUUUCCAUCCAGAAGGUCUCAACACACUGAUGAUAGUGCCUUGUUAGUGUCGAUGUCAGGGUUGAGUCAAGUGGGCUGUGCUACUACCCUGCCUCAUUCUUCUGCCUUCAGACCUCUCAAGAAUGAUGACAGACCCACCAUCUCACCAGGUUCACCUACAACCCAAACAGUACACCUUUGCCCUCCAUAUUCUCCUGCUACUUCUACCUUUAGAAACCAGCUCCAGCGGCCAGAAAGUUUCCUUUUCCGAGCAACUGUCAGAGAUGAAACAAAUCAAGGUCAUUCCUCUCCGCUUCUUUCUUCUGCUGCUUCAACAACUGAAUCUGCCGAUCCCAGAUCAAGACAGAAUUCCAAACAACGUGAGGAAGAGUUGGAAUUAAUUGAUCAACUACGAAAGAAUAUUGAGUUCCGGUUGAAAGUUUCUCUUCCUUGUGAUCUUGGAGCAGCUCUUACUGAUGGUGUUGUUCUUUGUCAUUUGGCCAACCAUGUGCGUCCUCGAUCUGUUCCCAGUAUUCAUGUUCCCUCCCCUGCUGUACCUAAAUUGACAAUGGCUAAGUGCAGGAGAAAUGUGGAAAAUUUCCUAGAGGCUUGCAGAAAAAUUGGUGUACCUCAGGAGCGAUUAUGUUUGCCUCUCCAUAUUUUAGAAGAAAAAGGUUUGACCCAGGUAGCAGUGACCGUCCAGGCCCUCCUUGAACUUGCCCCACCCAAGCAACAGCAGCACCAGUUGUCUGCUGUGUAAAGACUACCAGGACCUUGAGGGUUUGUCUUGGCCAAGCAGAAGAGAGAGAUGAUGUGACUACCACUGCCAGGCAUCUGGUUUUUUGAAAGUGUGUAUGGGUGUGUUUUCUUAGAAGGGAAUAUUUCCAGAAUUCCUGACAGGAAUGUUUUGCUUCAUUUCUCCAUUUUAGGGGAGAUCAUGCCAUUUGAUUUUAAGGAAUACUCUGGCCUCCCUUAUUUGGUCCUGUGGGAGGAUUAUUGUUGAACUAGAAGAAUUACCGGCCCAAACUGACUACUCAGCUUUAAUAUGAUGUUUUAUUGUGCAAUGGGUUACUUUAAGAUACCCAAUAGAAUUUCCUCGAAGGAACACAGUUUGGUCCCAUUAAGACUCAAUCAUGAUACCUUCUUAUCCUCUUCCGUAAGUCCUACAAAAAGAAUUAAGUAUUGACUUUCUGAAGUAAUGUUCCAUCAUUUAUUUGUUUUUUCCAGUCACACAUGAGAAUCAGUUAAACUAAAAGCCAUGUUAUGUCAUAUCAAAGCCAGAACAAAAAUAGUACAGUGUGAUUCAUCACAGGUGCACGUAGAUGAGUCUCCUCCGAAGAAUCUGCAUAUAACAUGAUACAGAGGGUAGAGCUUAUCUGCUCCUAAGCCCGAUGCCCCAGGUUUGCCCCCCUCCAUCUUCUCCCACUUCCACUUGUGUCCAGACUUUGUAGGAAAAAGUUCUAUCUAUCAGUUGACUGGAGUCUUUGAUUAUUUUUCUGAGGCGGCAGAUAGAUCUUUGCAAACAGGUUCUCAAUUCUUGAGGCUUAAGAAAAAAGAUCCUACACCAUCAUUCCCAUUCCCAUUUUUUUUCAGAGCCAUCACCUCUUCAUUACAGUCACCAUAGCACUAGAUGAGAGAAGACAAGGCAAACACUCCCUGAGUCUUCAAGCUAACAGAAUGCCUUGAAAAACAAGCAGAAAAGUAAAGACAGUCUUCAGUUCCUUUUAGGUCUAAGCCUAUGCUAAUUUCCAUAGUUGAAUUUAGUUAUGGGCAUCUUAGAAAAGUGGGGAAUCUACUGAGAAACAGCAUGCUACACAGAAAGAUCAGUGGACCUGAAGGCCUGGGUUUGAGGCCCAGUUCUUCUGCUGGCCUUGUGGCUACGGCUAAAACACUCACCUCCCUGGGUCUCAGUUUCUUCAUCUGUAAAAGGAAAGAGUUGGACUAGAUAAUAUCUGUUUUCUUCUAGCACUGAUAUUCAGUGCUCACCUGUCCUAAAGAUAUCACCUUGUUUUGAAGUCUGUCACUGAAGAAGAAACCUUUCAAAGGACCCUUAGCCAGUGACUUAAGCCUGACCCAUUCGCCACUUUUACUAUUAACCUCAUUGCCAGUUCUCUCAUAAGUUAGAUCUCUCAGGAUUAGCUGCCUCUGUAAACCAAAUUAAUAGGGUCUGGAAGGGAUGAGGAGCCAUCGUCUAGAUUCUUGGAUGUCAGUGUGUGGCCUUAGGUGUGAGACUUCAUUUCAGUGGCAUAGUCCUCUUUAGAUCGUGUGCCUGUGUUCUCAUCCUGCACGAUUCUUAGCUGUCUAUUUCCCUAAAUCCUCCCUAGAAGGCCCAUCCAUUGCAUUAGACAUGGUCCUUUGGUUUUCUUCAGAGCCACCCUAGCCAUCUGCCAUCACUCAUUUCCUAGGGAGUGUCUUUAUGCCAUAUCUCAUGCAUGAAAGUAUUCUUGAUAAUAUGUCACAGCCUGAUCACCCAAGCAUGCCAGUGAUCAGAAAACCUGGGUUUGAGUCCCAGCUGAGCUACUACCACUCCUCUCCCUGAACCUCAGCAACCCUAUCUGCAGAGUGUAAGAAUUGGAUUAGAUGAUUUUUAGGAUCCCUUCCAGCUCCAAAUCCUAUGAACUUUUGGCAAAAUAAAAACCCUCUUAUUCUAGCAUAGAAAUCUGAAGCUUAACAAUGUGGGUCAUUUAGACCAGGUUUACAAUGGAACAACUAUUCAUGUGUUCUGGGAUGCAGUGGAGUCUGAUUCUGAGCUCAGAGCUACACCUGAUGAAGGUGGCUGGUUCUCAGGGAUGAGCAACAGCAAUGGAAUAAGGGUAGUGGGAGCCAGACCCCAUCGUUUUCAAGAGUCCACACAAACUCACCACACAAACUCACCAACCAUAUGACUUAGAACUUAAGAUUUAUGCUUGUGUGAAUUUUGUUUGUGUACUGACAAACUCCCACAGCCAGAGAUAAAGAGGUCUAUAAUAUUGAAAUAAAAAUAUAUCCAAAUGCAGGCACUGGCACCUAAAAAUCUGUAUGACCAAUCCCUGUCCCUAUACCCACUUAAUCACAUUAAGGAGUAGCCUAGUAUAGUAGAAGUAGCAUUGUUUGGCAUUUAAGGAUCUGGGUUCAAAUUCUGGCUCUCCUGCCUUCGACCUUUGUGGUUUUUGAGAAUUCACUUCACUGUUCUUCUGUAAGAUGAGCAUCUUCAUUUAUAAAAUGAAGGGGUGGUUCUUUCCAGCUUUAAAUGCUGUACUCUAGAUCUCCAGGAUAAAAAGAGGUACCUAAAACAAUGUCUCAGCUAUCCGUGUAUUUAACAUAGAACAUAUGUGAACUUGCUGCAGCUUCUCAUUGCAUUUUGAGUCAGGGUAGGAAUUUUUCUGUCUCCCUGCAGUUUUUUUGGUUGUAGUCAUGAAAAAGAAAAAUGUCAGCUGUGUUUUAAAUUGUAUUUUUCUGUGUCAAAAGCAAGAACC
Messenger RNA from Vombatus ursinus (common wombat), 5050 nucleotides. RefSeq names its product leucine rich repeats and calponin homology domain containing 3 (gene LRCH3). Lineage: Eukaryota; Metazoa; Chordata; Mammalia; Diprotodontia; Vombatidae. The record is from RefSeq and is a predicted model, not a curated record. Gene Ontology annotation, molecular function: protein binding. Bases 1 to 2355 code for a protein of 784 amino acids. The transcript has 21 exons.